CUACUACUUCUUCUCACAGUCGUAUACACCUACCUACCCAGUAAAUACUGAAAUCAAAAUGUCUUCAUCAAACACCAACACCAAGAAGACCAUCGCCUUCCUAGGCGCUUCAGGUGGUGUCGGCCUCGCAGCGCUGACCCGGGCCAUGGCCGCGGGGCAUACCUGCAUCGCACUCUGUCGUACGCCGAGCAAGCUCACGGACCGGUUCCCAGAGGCGCAGUACCCGAACCUGAAAGUCGUACAAGGGAACGCGCACGACGUCGUCGCCGUGGCACGAUGCCUGUUUUCGCCCUCCCCUUCUACCUCGAACUCGCCCGUCGCCAAGCCGGUCGACAUGGUGAUGUCUUCGAUCGGCGGACAAUUCCAGUUCGCGAAGAUGACGAUCGACGACCCGCACGUGUGCGAGAACGGGAUGAAGACUCUUCUCUCGGCCAUCGACAAAGUGCGACGGGACCACGCCGCGGCGCUGGGAGAAAAACAGUGGAGGCCGCGCAUCAUCGUCGUGAGUACGUGCGGCAUCUCGAAGGCUGGCCGCGACUUCCCGCUUGCGACGCUGCCGAUUUACAAGUUCAUGCUGAAGGUCCCCCACGUCGAUAAGCUGGCUAUGGAGAGCUUGCUCACGGGCGCCGCGGCCGAGAAGGACUACUCUUACUCGAUCGUGCGCCCUAGCUUGCUGACUGAUCCUGCGGUCCCCGAUAGGAAGAUACGGGUUGGUGUUGAUGAGAAGCCGGAGGUUGGGUACGGCAUUUCGAGGGAUGAUACGGGGAGGUGGAUUUUUGAGAAUUUGUUGGGUAUCGAGGGGGCGUAUGAGAAUAGGGUUGUUACGAUUACUUGGUAGUUUCUAACCGGUCCCGAGAUUUUUCUUAUUUGCUGGCGUCACUCAGCGCUUGUUUAGGAAGUACAGAGCACCGUACGACCAUUUCUUUUUAGCCUCGCCCUCUAUUCGCAUAGAUGAAAUGUUUCAGACUUUUGUUAGCUUUAUACAUUUCUC
Messenger RNA from Annulohypoxylon maeteangense, 991 nucleotides. Its product is annotated as NAD(P)-binding protein. The transcript has 2 exons. Bases 59 to 838 code for a protein of 259 amino acids. The record is from RefSeq and is a predicted model, not a curated record. Lineage: Eukaryota; Fungi; Ascomycota; Sordariomycetes; Xylariales; Hypoxylaceae.